CAGGCAGGGUCGUGGGAGCAGACUCAGCAGCUGGAUGCAGGUGGAAAUCAUGACAGUUCUACUCUGUUCUUAUGGCACUGAGUGAAUAAAUAUCAGAUGGACGUAAUGGAGCAAAGCAGCAAAAGUUUGGGUGUUUUGAACGGGAAAUUUAUUUAUAGAAAACUUGUGGAUGGUUCUCUGGAUAAAAGGACGGUUAUUUGUAGCUAUUGCAAGGCUGAGUUCCAGUAUCAUCGAAGCACCACAAGUCUGAAGUACCACCUACGUGCUAAACAUGCUUUCACCACUGUUCCUCUUGCUACAGAUAACCCAAUGACAGCAAAUGAAUCCUGUGAGCUGCGACAGAGUACACUUACUGUGUUUCAGAAUUGCUAUAAGCCCACAGAUCAAACGAAGUACAACAACUUAACCAAUGCUAUUGCAAAAUGGAUAGCUAUGGACUGCAGACCACUCAACAUUGUAAAUGACAGAGGACUAAUAGAGGUUAUUCAAAUUGCAUCUUCCAAUCAGUCAUGCACCCUGCCCUCCCAAGGAACCAUUGCAUCACGAAUACGUGACUUGUAUCACAACGAGAAGACUACUAAGUUGGAGCUGCUGAAAAAUGCACAAGCUGUUGCUUUGACUGGUGAUCACUGGACAUCCUUGAGCAAUCACAGCUAUCUUGGAGUCACGGCACACCUGAUUGAUGCUGCAUGGAGACUGCAGUCAUUUGCUUUAACAGCAACGUAUACUGAAGAGAGACAUUAUGCAGAAGCAUGUGCAGAGCAUUUCUUGGAUGUUACAAAAGAAUGGAAUAUUCAAGAAAAGGUGACAACAAUUAGUACUGGUCGUGCAAGCAAUAUGAUAGCAGCAACCAGUCAUUUGCCUUUUGAACACAUGACGUGCAUUGCUCACAGUCUUCAGCGAUCCAUCACAGUAGCGCUCCGUGCUGGUGGUUUUGAAAAUGUGCUGCUAAAAUGUAGAAAAAUUCUGGGCCAUUUCAAACACAGUCUAGCUAACAGUGCAGAGCUAAAAACACAGCAACUUGCAAAUGGACAGAAACAAGAACCUCUUGGACAAGAUAUUUCUGCCAGAUGGGACUCUACGUUGGGUAUGGUUCAGCGCCUGCUUAGAAAUAAAGCCACUAUCACAACCACGUUAGCUCUUGAAAAGCACAGCCUAUCUGUGCUGACAGGUAGUGAUUUUGGAAAACUGCAAAAGCUAGAAACACUACUUGAGCCCUGCAGAUUUGUGACUGAACUCCUUGGAGGAGAAUUAUAUGUCUCCUGCUCUGUGAUUUUACCCGCACUCUGCCAUGUAUGUCGUGUUAUGGCAGUCUCUGAUGACGACCCAGCAUAUGUUGCUCGAUUUAAGAACACUUUCACUUCAGAUUUAACAAAACGCAAAGAGGAUUCCAAUAUGAGAUUUCUAAAAAUAGCUACAGUGCUUGACCCAAGGUUUAAGAAUCUGAAGUGCCGUCCAAAAUCUGAGAGGGAUGAGGUGUGGAACAUGCUGUCAGAAGUCUUAAAAGACCAGCACUUGAAUAUGGAACCUACAGAACCUGAACCACCACAAAAGAAAAUCAGCCUUUUGUUGGUGGCAUCUGACUCGGAUGAUGAAAAUGAAGGUGUGCCGGUCCGUACUGCUUUGGAUCGUUACAAAGCAGAGCCCAUCAUCCCCAUGGAGGCAUGUCCUCUGGAAUGGUGGUCGAAGCAUGAAGGGGCUUAUGAAAGUUUAGCAUAUCUGGCACAUAAAUACCUUGCAACACCAGCUACAGCAGUGCCAUGCGAACGACUGUUCUCACUUUCAGGUGACAUUGUAAAUAAGAAGCGUGCAGCAUUAUCUCCCGAGAAUGUAAACCAACUUGUCUGUCUAAACGAUUGGCUGAAAUGCAGCAAGGAACACAGAAGCUUGCUCUUGAAGAUGUGUAGUACGGUGCAAGCUGUAACUGACCAUAGAAAAAUGGACGUGUUGCAGAUACUGCGUAAAACCUCAGAGCGCUUAGAGUGUGAUCAUUGCAGUUUUAAAGGGACAGACUAUGAAAACAUACAGAUUCAUAUGGGUACCAUCCACCCUGAGUAUUGUGAUGAAAUGGAUGCUGCUGGUUUAGGCAAACUUAUAUUUUAUCAAAAAAGUGCAAAACUAUUCCAUUGCCACAAGUGUUUCUUCACCAGCAAGAUGUAUUGCAACGUUUAUUAUCACAUCACAGCACAACAUGCAGUGCCUGAGAAGUGGAAUGAAGAACAGAAAGAUCAGGUAGAAGCAGAGUCAGAAUCUGCGAAAACAACUGUCACACUGGAGCCACAAAAAUCUGCUGUCUCCUCUGAACCACACAAACCUGACCUUUCUCCUGGACCUCCGAAGUCUGAACCUGUUGUUUCCCCCAAGCUUCAGAAAACAUCUACAUCCCCAGAGCCCCCGAAGCCUGCUCCAGCAGCUUCCCCAGAGCCCCCGAAGCCUGCUCCAGCAGCUUCCCCAGAGCCUCCGAAGCCUGCUCCAGCAGCUUCCCCAGAGCCUCCAAAGCCUGCCCCAGCUGUGUCUCCGGAGCUAAAGAAACCUGCUCCAGCUGCAUCUCCAGAGCCAAAGAAGCCUGUCCCCUCCUUGUCCCCAGAGCUGAAGAAACCUGCUCCCUCUGUGUCCCCAGAACCGAAGAAGCCUGCCCCAACUGGAUCCCCCGAGCCACCAAAGCCUUCCCCAGCUGGGUCCCCAGAGCCACAGAAGGCUGCUGUGACUGUGUCCCCGGAGCCGCGCAGGCAUUCCCCGGCCGUGUCCCCGGAGCCGCGCAGGCAUUCCCCGGCCGUGUCCCCGGAGCCACGCAGGCAUUCCCCGGCCGUGUCCCCGGAGCCGCGCAGGCAUUCCCCGGCCGUGUCCCCGGAGCCACGCAGGCAUUCCCCGGCCGUGUCCCCGGAGCCGCGCAGGCAUUCCCCGGCCGUGUCCCCGGAGCCACGCAGGCAUUCCCCGGCCGUGUCCCCGGAGCCGCGCAGGCAUUCCCCGGCCGUGUCCCCGGAGCCAAGCAGGCAUUCCCCGGCCGUGUCCCCGGAGCCGCGCAGGCAUUCCCCGGCCGUGUCCCCGGAGCCACGCAGGCAUUCCCCGGCCGUGUCCCCGGAGCCGCGCAGGCAUUCCCCGGCCGUGUCCCCGGAGCCAAGCAGGCAUUCCCCGGCCGUGUCCCCGGAGCCGCGCAGGCAUUCCCCGGCCGUGUCCCCGGAGCCACGCAGGCAUUCCCCGGCCGUGUCCCCGGAGCCGCGCAGGCAUUCCCCGGCCGUGUCCCCGGAGCCAAGCAGGCAUUCCCCGGCCGUGUCCCCGGAGCCGCGCAGGCAUUCCCCGGCCGUGUCCCCGGAGCCACGCAGGCAUUCCCCGGCCGUGUCCCCGGAGCCGCGCAGGCAUUCCCCGGCCGUGUCCCCGGAGCCAAAGAAACCUGCCCCAGCUGUGUCCCCUGAACCACGAAGGUAUGCUCCAGCCGUGUCCCCUGAGCCAAGGAGGCAUGUUACUCAGAUGCGAAGGCCAGCUCCUACUGCUUCCCCUGAGCCACGGAGGCCUGCUUCCUCAGGUUCUCCAGAGCCAUGGGGACCUGCUCCCACAGUUUCUCCUGAGCCUUGGAGAUCUACCCCAGUUAUUCCACAUGAACUGCAGAAAUCUUCCCCCAGUGUUUCACCUUGGGCCUCAAAAUCUGCCCUGGCUCCACCCAUAGAGCCCCGCAGGUCUGGCCCAGAGCCCCGAAGGCCAGGCCCCGUUGUGUCGCCAGAGCCCCGACGGCCAGGCCCUGUUGUGUCCCCGGAACCUCGGAGGCUUGUUCCUGACCCUUGGAAAUCUACAUCCUUCUCAGAAUCUCAGAAAUCUCUUGUAUCUUCUGAGCCAUGGAAGCCCAUCUCAUCUGUUUACCCAGAAGGUUGGAAACCUGUUCUUUCCCCUGAUACAUGGAAGCCGUCUCCCCCUGUUUCACCUGAACUCCGAAAGCCUAGUCACACUGUUUCCUCUGAAGUUUGGAAACCUUCCUUCUUUUCUGAGAUCCGCAAACCUGGUCCCUCUGUUUCUCCUGAGCCUUGGAAACAUGCUGAGUCCCGGAAGUCUACUUUCUUUCCUGAGACUCAGAAGUCUGCUCCUGCUAUUUCCCCUGAGGUACAGAAACGGGCCCACUUCCCUGAACCUCGGAAACGAGCUCUCUUUCCUGAGUCUCGAAAAUCUGUUCCUGCUGUUUCCUCUGAGGUGCAGAAACGUUCUUUCUUUGCUGAACCUCAGACACAGAUGUCUGCUGGUUCCUCUGAAAUGCAGAAACAUGCUGUCUUUGCUGAGGCCCAGAAACCUGCUCCUGUUUCUCCUGAAAUCCAGAAGUCUGCCUUUUUCCCAGAGCCUCAGAAACUUUCUGCUGUUUCCUCUGAAGCCCAAGAACAUACCUGUUUCCCAGAGCCUCAGAAAUCUGCUCCUGUUGCAUCUCCUGAGAGCCAGAAACAUGCCCUCUUCGUGGAGUGCCAGAAACCUGCGCCUACUCUUUCGUCUGAGACCCAGAAGCAAGCUCUUUUUGUUGAUUCUCAGAAAUCUGCUCCUGCUCCUGCUGUUUCCCCUGAGACCCAGAAACAUUCCCUUUCUACUGAACCCCAUAAACCUGCUCCUGUUGUUUCCUCUGAGGUACAGAAGCCUCCUCUGUCUGUUGAACCCCUCAAACCUGCUCCUGCUGUUUCCUCUGAGGUCCAGAAAAAUACUGUCUUCCCUGAUCUCCAUAAACCUGCUCCAUCUGUUUCCUCUGAGCCUCAGUCACCUAAUGAGCCUGAUGAAAGUGACUUCUUAUCUCAGAAUUUAGAAGAUCAAAAACCACUGGAUGAUCUGUUGCCUCAAGAAGAGCAGCCAGUCUUAAGUAAGGAACCUCCAGAAGAUGCAUUGUAUUCAUGUCCAAAGAAGAAGCUCAAGAAGGAGAAUCAGGAGAACUCUGAUUCUGAACUAAAUAGCAGUGAAUGUGCAAAAACAGAGAUGGAGAUGGAUUCAGUGGAGGUAAAGGAACAAGAAUCCAACAGUGAUCAAGAACAAUUUGAUGCAGAAUCAUCUGAAUACAGCAAAGAGAGCAAAACAGAACCAGCUACUCCCAUUCAGCCACAGUGUGUACUGCAGUUUACAGAAGAGAAGGAAGCUUUCAUUUCAGAGGAAGAAAUAGCAAAAUAUAUGAAGCGUGGAAAGGGAAAGUAUUAUUGCAAAAUUUGUUGCUGUCGUGCAAUGAAAAAAGGUGCUGUCUUGCAUCAUUUAGUGAACAAGCAUAAUGUGCAGAGUCCAUAUAAAUGUAAAAUAUGUGGGAAAGCUUUUCUUUUGGAGUCUCUUCUUAAAAACCACGUUGCUGCUCAUGGUCAGAGUUUGCUUAAAUGUCCACGUUGUAAUUUUGAAUCGAGUUUUCCCCGAGGUUUUAAGAAACAUUUAACCCAUUGCCAAAGCCGUCAUAGUGAAGAGGCAAAUAAAAAACAUUUGGACAGCCUUGAACCGGUUGAGGAACAAAUUUGAUGUGUUUUUUCCUUGUACCAGAGAGGUUUAAUUUAGUGAAAUAUUAAAAAAUGUUGCUUUAUGUUAGUCAACUAAAUAGUUUAGCUGUUUUGACUAGUCAUGCAUGGUUUAUUGUAUUACGUUUAACUUGUCUUAUAGCUGUAUUACUGAAAGGAUUUACUUUUCAAAUGUUUUUAAAAUAAAUAUCCAUGUCUGUGUAUUAAUCACUGGUAAAUUCGUACUUUGUUAUCUAGAAGUGCUACAUUUCUGAAACCAAAACGGAUUAAACUUAGUUUUGUAAUUGUUAAGAACAUGGAGGCAGUAGAGUCAAGGUGUGGCAAGCAGCCCAUAUGUUACUGUGAAGACUGGACAAAAUUUUUCACAUCUGUUAGAUGUCUUAUUUUUCAAAAUGUGGAGCAUGCUUUCAGAGUUUGAAGCCUCACCAAAUUGAAUGUGAAUGAGUAAGGCAUGAGAGACUGACAUUGGUUUUUUUGAGUAAUUAUGCUCUGACCUUGUAAUUGAGUAUAUAGCCAUUUGUUGGAAAUUUACUGUACUCACCCCUGGAUUAAAUGUCUUAAGAUCUGAAAAUGUCAAGGUACUUUUUUGUGUUGAUGUAUUUUGAUCAUGUUUUUAAGCAUGUACUAAUAGACUUUACAUUUAUAGAGUGUAAUAUCAGAUUGACUAUAUAUAUAAUGAGAAUUCUUGAGUUGACACUGAUGUUAUGCCAGGAAAAACUGAUUUUCUUGUAUCUGGUGAAAUGUUACACUUAAUACUUUUAACAAUAAAAGGCAAACCUGGACAUUGGA
Molecule: messenger RNA, 6242 nt
Organism: Gavialis gangeticus (Gharial)
Lineage: Eukaryota; Metazoa; Chordata; Crocodylia; Gavialidae
Gene: CHAMP1
Product: chromosome alignment maintaining phosphoprotein 1
Exons: 4
Coding region: 97-5457 (1786 amino acids)
Biological process (GO): attachment of mitotic spindle microtubules to kinetochore
Molecular function (GO): protein dimerization activity; DNA binding
Source: RefSeq, a predicted model, not a curated record